Molecule: messenger RNA, 669 nt
Organism: Chelonoidis abingdonii (Abingdon island giant tortoise)
Lineage: Eukaryota; Metazoa; Chordata; Testudines; Testudinidae
Source: RefSeq, a predicted model, not a curated record
UGUUUUUAGCUGCCAUUGGGAAUGGAGAUUUGUUUUGCCCCUCUGCCAGCCCGAGUAAUAUAAAAUGUAGGUCCAUCAUUAUGUGUGGUGUGGUACCCUGCCUCCCUAUUUCUGCUCAGCUCAGCAAGGCGUUUGCUUUUCCAGGAAUGGGAUGAGACUAGCAAAGCAAAACCAUCCACGCUUCAGAAAAAAUGGGGGAAAGAAACAGUACCUGGUGUGGCAGCAUUGCCCCAGCUCUUUCUCUCAGCAUUGCCCAUCCAAACGUGGCACCUGCUCUCCCUCCGUGCACAAUUGGGCAUGCACAGGUCUGGGGCGCACAGAGCCCGCCCAAUGAGGAACGUCACUCCGGUUUCAAUGCACACACGCUAGAGGAAGCAGGAGGGCAGCCGCCUCCAAUAAACACUCCGUUUGCAAAGGCAGUAAGCCUGGCUGCAUGCAGUCGGCACUCGAGGCAUUGUCACACCGAAGGACAGACCGCCAUGUGCCACCCAGGACUAACCCGGCUGCUGCUCUUCCAUCUGCUGCUGAUCAAGCUGCCCACUGGCAAAGGCGCCGCAAAGGAGUGCGAGGAGGAUCAGUUCCAGUGCCGGAACGAGCGGUGCAUCCCCGCCAUCUGGAAAUGCGACGAGGAUGACGAUUGCUCGGACAAUAGCGACGAGGCGGAUUGCC